AUGCAGCUCGACACCGCCGCUCACCGCAAGGCCUCCGGCUUCAUCCUCAAUGAACGGUCAUGCGUCUUGUCUUCCAAAAUGGACAUCUACCGUGAGCAGAGUAUCUGUCAGGCGAGGGCUGCUGUCAUGGUGUACGACGAUGCCAAUAAGAAAUGGGUUCCAGCAGGCGGCUCCACUGGCUUCAGCAGAGUGCACAUAUACCACCACACGGGCAACAACGCCUUCCGGGUGGUGGGUCGCAAAAUACAGGACCAUCAGGUGGUAAUAAACUGUGCCAUUCCCAAGGGGCUCAAGUACAACCAGGCCACGCAGACCUUCCACCAGUGGCGUGACGCCCGGCAGGUCUAUGGCCUGAACUUUGGCAGCAAGGAGGAUGCCAAUGUAUUUGCCAGUGCCAUGAUGCAUGCCCUGGAGGUGCUCAACUCUCAGGACACAGGCCCCACGUUGCCUAGAACGAGCCCCCAGGUUCAGAAUGGACCUUCACCAGAGGACCUUGAGAUGCAGAGAAGGCAGCUCCAAGAGCUCCAGAGGCAGAAGGAGGUGGAGCGCGAGCGGCUGGAGCGGGAACGCCAGGAGAGAGAACGGCUGGAGCGUGAGAUGCUGGAGAGGGAGCGAGAACGGGAACGCCAAGACCAGGAGCGCCAGGAGCGGGAGCGAGAACGCGAGCGCGCAGAGAAGGAGCGGGAGCACGCUGAGCGCGCCGAACGGGAACGCCUGGAGCGCGAACGUCAGGAGCAGGAGAGGGAGCAGCUGGAGCGGGCGGAGCGAGAGCGGGAGCUGAUGGAGAAGGAGAAACAGGAGAGGGAGAGGAUGGAGAGGGAGUCUCACCAGGAGCAGCAGUUGGACAGAGAGCGGAUGGACUGGGAGAGGGGUAGACGCAUCUCCAACGCCGCGUUUGAAAGUACCCUCUACACCCCACCGCCUCCCGAGUCCUCCAAGACCAACUCCACACCCGUGUCGCCCACCACCCCCAACUACCCCCCCCCUGCCCCGUCGCCCGCUUCGGCGACACCCCCCACCCCUCCGCUACGACACUCUGCCUCCCGGUUUGCCACCUCGUUGGGCUCCGCCUUCCACCCGGUCCUGCCCCACUACGCCACGGUCCCUCGUCGGCAGCCGGUCCCCCCCACGCCCCCAGCCCCUGCACCGGCCCCCGCCCCACCCUCCAAGUCUGUGUGGUCAGUGACCAACUUCAGCCCGCUGCCCCCCUCGCCCCCCGUCAUGAUCAGCAGCCCACCGGGCAAGGCCACCGGCCCCCGUCCUGUCAUUGCCAUCCCGGCUCCCAGCCCCCUGUCACAGAAGCCCCCCUCGCCAUCCUCAAACGGGCCUCCCAUGUUCCCCGCCCCUUCGCCCGUACUAUUGGCAACAGCAGCAACCCCACCCCGCCCCCCCCCUCCAACCCCGCCUCCCCCUCCACCGCUACCCCCUCUCUCCCUGUCGUUGUCCUGCCAGCAGUCGCCCGUCGUCUCCCCCAUUGCUCCCCUUUCGUCCUCUCCCUCAUCCCAGCCUGCUGUUGUCCCUUCUCCUUCCACAGCUUCCCCCGCUGAGCUCUCUGUAAACCUCUCUGUGCUGGGAGACUCCUGCUCCUCGGCUCCAGAGGCCUCCCAGCCCGCAGACCCUCUGGCCCAGCAGGACACCGUGCAGACGCCGGCGCUGCCCACCCCUCCUCCCCCUCCCCCCCUCCCUCCCGGCUCCACUGUGACCCCCACGGCCGUUGGCCCGCCAGCCCCGCCAGGCCCCCCACCCCCUCCGCCCUUACCCCCCACAGUCACGCCUACCAGCAGCGGGCCCCCUCCCCCUACCGGACCCCCACCUCUCCCCGGUGGCCAGGCCCACCCUCCCCCUCCCCCAGCUCCUCCCCUGCCGCCGGGCCUCUUCUCCCCUUCGGAGGACCGUCCCCUGUCCGGAUUGGCCGCUGCCCUCGCUGGAGCCAAGCUGCGUAAAGUGCCAAGGAGUGACAGUGGCGGUGAUGCGGCAGCUGCCCUGGCUGCAGCCAUGGCUGGGAGCUUGGCCGGCCCUACAGGGGCCAAACCGGGAGGGAACGGCCCUCUGGGAGGAGCACCUGGAGGAGGGGGGCUAAUGGAGGAGAUGAGCGCCCUGCUGGCCAGGAGGAGAAGAAUUGCAGAGAAAGGAUCAUCACCUGAGCCAGAGCAGAGAUCUGACGAGAGCGGCGAGGGAACCAUAACUCCCAAAGUGUCAGCCUGUAGCACACCAGACAUGCCCAGGAAACCAUGGGAGAGGACUAACACUAUGAAUGGUAGCAAAUCCCCAGUCAUUGGAAGACCAAAGUCCACGCCCACGCCCACCGGGUCCCUAAGUGCCAACGGGGUUCCGACAGAAGGUCUCGACUACGACCGACUGAAACAGGAUAUUUUGGACGAGAUGAGGAAGGAGUUGUCGAAGCUGAAAGAGGAACUAAUUGAUGCCAUCAGAGAGGAGCUGGGCAAGUCAAACACGGCAUAGAAGGAUCUCACGUCCCUGUUCAUUACUGGGCAUCUGCGAUAGGUCUACUUCCAAUAGGACAAUAUUAUAAAGAAACAAAAAUGGAAAACAAAAAAAAAAAGUUUAAAAAGGUGGCGAUGAUAACAGUAACCAUAUUAAUAGAGAAGACAGUUUGUGGCCGGAGCAGCAUCAGACACAGCUGGGGGACGAGGGAGAGCAGGGGGCGUGUAGCAUGGACGCACUGCUGACGUUCAUCUUGUGAAGCCUGGCCGUUCCCGCUUUUUUCCCUUUGCCUCAAUGGGUGGGCAGGACAGUCUUAAGAGAAGUGACUGUCAUUAUGCAAAGAUUUCUCACUCAGUAACACAAGAAAACAAGGAAAAUCAGCAAAUAACAAAAAAAAAACAACAUCCAACAGAUAACUGUAUUAAAGUCUGACAAAUCAAAUAGACAGCAUUCGCACUAAGAAUUGGGAUUCUUAUAAGAAAAGGGCACAUUUAGUGGGUGAAUGUGAAGUUUGGAGGCAGAAGGGGAGGGAAAGGGUAGUAGGACUCAGUUUCCCAUAGGGCCAUUGGAGGGAACGUUGGGAUGUUAAUGAGGGACUGAUGGACUUGGUAUUGUCUUUGUCUACUGCUGCAGGACUGUAAAGCUUGUCUUCCUCAAAUACUAUUUUAACCUGAAUAUGUACAAAAGAAAAAAGUAUCUACAAGUCUAUCGAUCAUUUCUGUUUUAAUGUAAACCAAGGCCAUAUCAAGUAGCUUAAUUCAAUCUUUACCAGACGGUCUGUCUCUUAGUCUUUUGGCUUAAUAUCUGAAUAUCAUUAUCUUUUUUCUAUAGAAAUGAUUGCUCUAAAGAGCUGCUGUACUGCAUUUCUGACCACUGUUUCUGUGUUGCAAUCUGAUGAGACAGUCAUUAAAGGUACAUGCCUUUCUACAGUCAAUCAUUGUAGCUCUUUACCAAACAACCUCUGUCAAUUAGUGAUGGUUAAUGCUAAAAUCACUAUUACCAGAUCUGUAGAAAGAGCUAUUUGAAAUCUUUGUACUGUUACUAUGAUCUGAACUUUUUUUUUUUU
Esox lucius (northern pike) is the source of this 3511-nucleotide messenger RNA. RefSeq names its product ENAH actin regulator (gene enah). The record is from RefSeq and is a predicted model, not a curated record. Gene Ontology annotation, biological process: axon guidance; actin polymerization-dependent cell motility; actin polymerization or depolymerization. Lineage: Eukaryota; Metazoa; Chordata; Actinopteri; Esociformes; Esocidae. Gene Ontology annotation, molecular function: profilin binding; SH3 domain binding.